AUGAGCUUAGAAGAGAAUCACAGAGAUACCGAGCACCACCACCACCAUGAUCGACACGCUCAUGCCCAUGGUCAUGCCCAAGGUCAUGGUCACCAUCAUGGCCACGGUCAUUCGCAUGGCCAUGGGGUAGAUAAUUGGUCUGGCGAGGAUUAUCUCCAAUUUCCCGGCAUGAAAGAGACAGCUCUCAAAUCUCACGAAUCCGUCCUUCACACACUGCAAGGUGCAGAUAUCACCCCUGAACAAGUAUCUACCAUGUCUCUCAUCGAGAUUGGUUGUGGUGCUGGAGCAGUGACGAAGCUCUACGCCGAAUCAUUCGCAUCGGUGCAUGCCAUAGAUACUUCCACGUCGAUGCUUCUCGCCUUUUCAGAUCGACUUCCACCAAAAACGACCUACUCACUCCAUGCUCUCUCUGAAGACUCUCCGAAGGAUUUUCAAGAUGGGAAAGAAAUGUUCUCACCUACGAAGUCGGAACAGGAACGAAAGCUUGCCCCUCCAAGAGCUCGGUUCGACAUCGCUGUGGCCAACUUGGUUUUACAUCAUGUAGACAAUCUCGAUGGGUUCAUGGCUGGCGUUGUGGGUUUGCUGAACCAGGGGGGCUGGUUCGUCAUCACGGAAUUCGCAAAGAAUGAAGAUGAAGGAGGCCAUGAUCAUGCGCACCAUCACGGUGGGCAUAGCAACGCCCACGAUGAUGAACUAGAACGUGGCAAGAAACUCGAAGGCGGAUCCGUCAACGCUCCCAACCACUUUCACGCAGCUUUCUCUGUCGAUUCCAUCACCGACUUUCUCAAAAAGUACGGUUUCACCGACGUGCAUGCAGAGAUUCGAGGCAAGCUCCCCGUAUGGGAGGAUCCAGCAAAGUAUCCUUCUUGCCUCAUUGCCCGUGGACGCAAGCCUUGA
This is a messenger RNA of Kockovaella imperatae, 897 nucleotides long. RefSeq names its product S-adenosyl-L-methionine-dependent methyltransferase. The transcript is spliced from 4 exons. The record is from RefSeq and is a predicted model, not a curated record. Bases 1 to 897 code for a protein of 298 amino acids. NCBI's taxonomy places the organism in Eukaryota, Fungi, Basidiomycota, Tremellomycetes, Tremellales, Cuniculitremaceae.